AUGACCUUAAAACCAGUCAUUUCUGAGGAUAUCCUCCAGGCUUACGCUCUACGCCCUACGCCCUACUCCCUUCUCCCUACGGCCUACGCCCUACUCCCUACGCCCUACUCCUUUCUCCCUACGCCCUACUCCCUAUGCCCUUCUCCCUACUCCCUACGGCCUACGCCCUACUCCCUACGCCCUACUCCUUUCUCCCUACGCCCUACGCCCUACUCCCUAGGCCCUUCUCCCUACUCCCUACGGCCUACGCCCUACUCCCUACGCCCUACUCCCUUCUCCCUACGCCUACACCCUACGCCCUACUCCCUUCUCCCUACGCCCUACUCCCUACGACCUACUCCCUACGCCCUACUCCCUACGGCCUACGCCCUACUCCCUACGCCCUACUCCCUACGACUUACUCCCUACGCCCUACUCCCUACGGCCUACUCCCUUCUCCCUACGCCCUACUCCCUACGACCUACUCCCUACGCCCUACUCCCUACGGCCUACGCCCUACUCCCUACGCCCUACUCCCUACGGCCUACGCCCUACUCCCUACGCCCUACUCCCUACGCCCUACUCCCUUCUCCCUACUCCCUACGGCCUACACCCUACUCCCUACUCCCUUCUCCCUACGGCCUACGCCCUACUCCCUACGGCCUACGCCCUACUCCCAACGCCCUACUCCCUUCUCCCUACUCCCUACGGCCUACGCCCUACUCCCUACGCCCUACUCCCUAG
Messenger RNA from Etheostoma spectabile (orangethroat darter), 723 nucleotides. RefSeq names its product putative proline-rich protein 21. Lineage: Eukaryota; Metazoa; Chordata; Actinopteri; Perciformes; Percidae. The transcript has a single exon. Bases 1 to 723 code for a protein of 240 amino acids. The record is from RefSeq and is a predicted model, not a curated record.